Penaeus monodon (black tiger shrimp) is the source of this 3494-nucleotide messenger RNA. RefSeq names its product ATP-citrate synthase-like (gene ATPCL). Gene Ontology annotation, molecular function: ATP citrate synthase activity. Gene Ontology annotation, biological process: tricarboxylic acid cycle; fatty acid biosynthetic process; citrate metabolic process. Lineage: Eukaryota; Metazoa; Arthropoda; Malacostraca; Decapoda; Penaeidae. The record is from RefSeq and is a predicted model, not a curated record. Gene Ontology annotation, cellular component: cytosol.
GGUGGGGUGAGGUGGCAGAGCGUCCUGUUCUUUCCGCGACCCUUCGCAAUUAACUGUCAAAUCAACCAACAUUAUUCUGCUGCAUUGUACGCCGAGGACAACGCUUGAAACAGAGAAGCUGGUCGUGAAGCCCGACCAGCUGAUCAAGCGCCGAGGGAAGCUGGGUCUCAUCAAGGUCGGCACCGACCUCGCCGGCGCCAAGGCAUGGGUCGGCGAGCGCAUGAACAAGGACCAGAAGGUGGGUAAGGCAGUGGGCAAGCUACGGACCUUUAUCAUCGAGCCAUUCCUGCCACACGAGCAGAAGGAGGAGGCGUACGUGUGCAUCUAUUCCCACCGUGGAGGCGAUACCAUUCUCUUCACACACGAGGGCGGAGUGGACAUAGGAGAUGUGGAUGCAAAGGCUCUGAAGCUUGACCUGGAGAUUGAAGACCAGCUCUCUGUGGAGCAGGUCAAAGAGAAGCUUUUGGUACAUGUGGAGAGUGGACCCAGGAAGGAAAAAGCAGCUGCCUUCAUCAAAGCCCUGUACGAUCUCUAUGUUGAACUGUGCUUCACAUACCUGGAAAUCAACCCACUAGUGAUUACGUCAGACAAUGUCUACAUCCUAGACUUGGCAGCCAAGCUUGAUGCAACAGCUGAGUUCAUGUGCAAGACCAAGUGGGGGGAUGUGGACUACCCUCCUCCCUUCGGCCGGGAUGCAUUGCCCGAGGAAGCAUUCAUUGCCGAUCUGGAUGCUAAGAGUGGCUCGUCUCUUAAGCUCACAAUUCUGAAUGAAAAGGGUCGCAUUUGGACAAUGGUGGCAGGUGGUGGUGCUUCUGUUAUUUAUGCGGACACCAUAUGUGAGCUUGGUGGAGCCCCAGAGCUGGCCAACUAUGGAGAGUACUCUGGUGCCCCCUCUGAGCAGCAGACUUACGAGUAUGCGAAGACUAUCUUGACUCUCAUGACGAAAGAGAACCACCCUGAUGGCAAGAUCUUGAUCAUUGGAGGUGGCAUUGCUAACUUCACAAAUGUGGCAGCUACAUUUAAGGGAAUUGUGCGUGCCCUGCAGCAGUAUCAGGCCAAGCUCAUUGAGGGAAAAGUUAGCAUAUUUGUGCGAAGAGCUGGACCAAAUUAUCAAGAGGGUCUGCGCAUUAUGAGAGAAGUGGGCAAGACCCUGGGCAUCCCUGUCCACGUCUUUGGCAAUGAGACGCACAUGACUGCCAUUGUAUCCAUGGCUCUUGGCAAGAGGCAGAUCCCAACUGAGCCAACAGGGGAGAGUCACACAGCCAACUUCCUGCUUCCAGGAGGACAGAAUGCUGCGGUUAUGAAGGCUCAAGAUGCAAGUGAUCAAUCGCCUCGUCCAGCGCGAAAGGCCAGUACUUCCGAGCCAGAGCCUGCUGUGAAGUCUGCCCAGAAAGAGUUAAAGCAACUAUUCCACAAGGAUACAAAAGCCAUUAUCUGGGGCAUGCAGACAAGGGCCGUUCAGGGCAUGCUGGACUUUGACUUUGUCUGCUCAAGGUCGGAACCCUCGGUGUCAGCUAUGGUUUACCCCUUCACAGGAGACCACAAGCAGAAGUUCUACUGGGGCCACAAAGAGAUCCUCAUUCCAGUGUACAAGAACAUGGCUGAUGCAAUGAAAAAGCACCCUGAUGCUGAUGUCCUGAUCAACUUCGCCUCACUGCGAUCUGCGUACGACUCGACCAUCGAAACUCUUGCUUUCCCACAGAUCCGCACUAUUGCCAUCAUUGCUGAGGGUAUUCCUGAAAACCUGACUCGUAUCUUGAUCAAACGUGCAAAUGAAAAGGGAGUGUCUAUCAUCGGCCCAGCCACAGUGGGUGGAAUCAAGCCAGGUUGCUUUAAGAUUGGCAACACUGGUGGUAUGAUGGACAACAUCUUGCACUCUAAGCUUUAUCGUCCUGGCAGCGUUGCCUACGUGUCACGUUCUGGUGGCAUGUCCAAUGAGCUGAACAACAUUAUCUCGCACAAUACUGAUGGUGUUUAUGAGGGAGUAGCCAUUGGUGGAGACCGAUACCCAGGAACCACAUUCAUGGACCAUCUCCUCCGCUACCAUGAUAACCCAGAGGUCAAGAUGUUGGUGCUGCUGGGUGAAGUAGGAGGUGUGGAGGAGUAUGAGGUCUGCCAAGCUUUGCAGAAUAAGCGCAUCACCAAGCCCAUUGUUGCUUGGUGUAUCGGAACGUGUGCUGGUAUGUUCUCCUCUGAGGUGCAGUUCGGCCAUGCGGGAGCUUGCGCAAAUGCUGAACGAGAAACUGCUGUGGCCAAGAACAAGGCUCUGGCUGAGAGUGGUGCCAAAGUUCCUGUCAGUUUUGAUGAGCUGGGGGAGAUGGUCCACCUUGUGUACAGGAGUCUGCUAGAAGAAGGAAUCAUUGUGCCCAAAGAGGAGGUUCCACCCCCCACUGUGCCAAUGGAUUACAACUGGGCCAGGGAACUUGGCCUCAUCCGCAAACCAGCUUCCUUCAUGACUUCCAUUAGUGACGAGCGAGGCCAGGAACUUCUCUAUGCUGGCAUGCCCAUUUCUGCUGUCUUGGAGCAAGGUCUGGGCAUUGGUGGCACCCUGUCCCUCCUCUGGUUCCAGCGCCGUCUACCUCCUUAUGCCACAACCUUCCUGGAGAUGUGCUUGAUGGUUACAGCUGACCAUGGGCCUGCUGUGUCAGGUGCUCACAACACCAUUGUCUGCACCAGGGCUGGGAAGGAUCUUGUGUCAUCCCUUGUGUCUGGGUUGUUAACCAUUGGUGACCGAUUUGGAGGUGCUCUUGAUGGUGCUGCCAGGCAGUUUAGUGAGGCCUUUGACAAGGGUCUUUUGCCAAUGGAGUUUGUGAAUGACAUGCGUAAGAAGGGGCAGCUUAUUAUGGGUAUUGGACACAGGGUGAAGUCACUCAACAACCCAGACAAGCGAGUAGAAAUCAUCAAGAACUUCGUAAAGCAGGAGUUCCCUUGCACGCCUCUCCUCGACUAUGCACUCGAGGUGGAGAAGAUCACCACCAGCAAGAAGCCCAACCUCAUCCUCAACGUAGAUGGCGUCAUCGGAGUGUCAUUUGUCGACCUCUUAAGGAACUCUGGGUCAUUUACCAGGGAAGAGGCAGAAGAAUACGUGAACAUUGGCACCAUCAAUGGGCUCUUUGUUCUUGGUCGCUCAAUGGGCUUCAUUGGCCACUACCUGGAUCAGAAGAGGCUGAAGCAGGGCCUGUACCGCCACCCCUGGGAUGAUAUCUCUUACGUCAUGCCAGAGCACUAUGCCUCUUAAGCAUCAUGUGGAGUCUCGUGCCAUCCCUUUCCGAGGCUUCUUCUUCUCCCUUUCUUUCCUUUUUCCUUCAAUUUUGAGAAGAUACCUAAGCUUCAGGGUGCAUAGAACUACCUUCUUGAGUAGGAGAGCAGAUUAAAUUUUCUUGAAACGUUUUAAGUGGCUGAUGGUAAGCCAAGAAAAGGUGCGAUAGUGGCAGUAGUGGUUGCAGCAUAGAAUCUGCUUGUGCAUUUUAGAAAUGUUGGAGAGUAAUUUUAGA